AUGGCUACCACCGAUGAUUUUUUCGGUUCUGCCUCUACUGAUAUUAACAAGCCAUUUUGUUUUGAGGGUUUGCAUUUUAAGUGUUGGAAACAAAAGAUGCUCUUUUAUCUGACCAUGAAGAAGGUUGCGUUUGUCCUCACUGCUCUGAAGUCGGUCGUCUCUAAACCUUCGACAAACAAGGACAAAGAGACCGAACGCGAAAAGCAACAGAAGGAAUUGGACUCCUGGGUUGAAAACAAUUUCCUCUGUAAGAAUUUUAUUCUUAAUGGUUUAUCUGAUGAUCUUUAUGACUAUUAUAAUUCAGACAAGUCAGCAAAGGAAAUUUGGGAGGUGCUGCAAAAGAAAUAUGAUAUAGAAGAGGUGGGGACUAAAAAAUACGCUGUUAGUCGCUACCUGAAGUAUCAAAUGGUGGACGAUAAAUCUGUGGAGGCCGAAUCUCAUGAAAUUAAGAAAAUCGCGCAUGAGAUUAUCUCAGAAGAGAGUUUGAUCACCCGCCUUCGUAUCGAGGAGGAAGCAAGGAAACAAGACCAGAAAGAAGAGGUGCUUGUUAUCUCUAACAACAACCCCAAGAAUUCUACACCUGCGAUUCUGAAGCCUAAUGGAAAAAAUUUACGAAUCGGAAUCGCAACUCGAAUUCAUUCAAACCGCAACAACCAGAAUACUCCUUGA
Molecule: messenger RNA, 669 nt
Organism: Humulus lupulus (European hop)
Lineage: Eukaryota; Viridiplantae; Streptophyta; Magnoliopsida; Rosales; Cannabaceae
Exons: 2
Coding region: 1-669 (222 amino acids)
Source: RefSeq, a predicted model, not a curated record